Oxyura jamaicensis (ruddy duck) is the source of this 2142-nucleotide messenger RNA. RefSeq names its product mucin-16-like. NCBI's taxonomy places the organism in Eukaryota, Metazoa, Chordata, Aves, Anseriformes, Anatidae. The transcript has 19 exons. The record is from RefSeq and is a predicted model, not a curated record. Bases 52 to 2079 code for a protein of 675 amino acids.
CCUCUACUCCAAAAAAGCAGUAUUGGCUCUGUUUAUAUUGGCUGCAGAAUAAUGGCAUUCAGGUCAAAGGAAGACAGGGAUGACACAGAAGUAGAUGCCAUCUGCAGCUACAGAGAUGAACCUUCAGAUUUCAAGUUCAGCAAAGUGACAGUUUACCAUGAGCUGAAGAACAUGACAAAUGGCAUCACAAAGCUGGGACACUACAGCCUUAACAGCCAGAGCCUCUAUAUUAACGAUUACAAUGAACCACAUGGUCUGUCCUUGGUGAAGCCAUCCACCACACAAAGCCCAGGACAAAUAAUCGAGCAAUUCACAUUGAACUUCACCAUAACUAAUCUCAGGUUCACGACAGACCUAGGGACACCACAUUCUGCUAAAUUCAAUUCUACUAAGAAAAUAAUGCAACAUUAUCUUGACCCCCUGCUUCAGAAGAGCAGCAUUGGCUCUGAUUUCAUUGGCUGCAAAGCAAUAGGAUUCAGGUCAAUGGAGACUAGCGAUAACACAGCAGUAGAUGCCAUCUGCAAGUAUGGAAAUGGCUCUCAAGUGCCCAAGUUGGACCAAGUCAAGGUUUACCAAGAACUAAGGAGCAUGACAAACGGUAUCACCAAAUUAGGAAUUUAUAAACUGGACAAAAAGAGCCUCUAUAUCAAUGGUUAUAAUGAACCACUUGAGAGAUCAUCUCUUAGUAUAACUACUGUACAAAGCCCAACAUCAAGUCAUUUCACACUUAAUUUCACCUUGACCAACCUCCAAUACACUGCAGAUCUGGAUGCACCAAGUUCCCACAAAUUCAUUUCCACAGAAAAAGCUAUCAACCAUUAUAUCGAUCCUCUCUUUAAAAGAAGCAGCAUAAGUUCUGUCUACACUGGAUGUAAAGUGAUGAGAUUUAGGUCACGGAGAGACAUGGGCGACACUGGCAUUGAUGCUGUCUGCAGCUACAAAAAUGACAUUAGCAUUGCCAGGUUUGACAGAGAAGUGGUUUAUCAUGAGCUGAGCACAAUGACAAAUGGCAUCACCAAACUAGGGCACUACAGCCUAGAGAAGAACAGCCUGUACAUUGAUGGUUUCCACCUCAAUGAGGCAGCUACCACCAGAAAGCCUGCCUUGACUAAAGCUCCAGCCAUAAUGGGAUACAAAUUGAGCUUUAGAAUAGUCAAUGAAAAUUUAACUAAUCCAGACUCUCAGUCUCCAGAAUAUAAAGCAGCAGUGGAAAGCAUCAGUAACAAGAUGAACCAGUUAUACCGUCAGAGCAACCUGCAAGACCAGUUCCUGAACUGCAGUAUUACAAGAUUAAGGACUGGAUCCAUUGUGGUUGACUGCAAGUGCUUCUUCCGACCAGAGCCCAGCAUCAACAGGACUGUAGUUGAAAGGGCUUUUCAGGAUGGGAUUUCAAAUGCAACUGGACUAUGGUUGGGAAGUAGAUAUCAGCUGCAAGAAUUCUCAGUAGGCGGCUUGGAGCUAGCAAUAGAGGCAGCAACUUACAAAACACCUCUCAACUCUGGGAAAGAAAACUUCAGAUUAAAAUUCAGAAUCUCCAACCUUCCCUACUCCCCAGAACUGCAGGACUCCAGGUCACAGAUGUACCAAGAGAGCAAAGAGAAAAUUGAGAAAGAGCUCGAUGUAUUCAGAACUAGCAGCAUGAAGGACUACUUUGCUGGCUGUAAUGUUGAGAGCUUUGGGCCCGUCCAUGGGAAAGCUUAUGUAAGUGUAGACUCGGUAUGCAAAUUCACACUGGAACCCUUCUCAAGGACUUUGCAAAAGCAAGAGGUGUACGAAGAGCUGAAACGCCUGACACAAAGGUUCACCAAGCUGGGCGCCAGCUAUGAGCUGGAGGAGCAGAGUCUGGUGGUUGAAGGUUACUCUCCACUCACAACAGUAGAACAGGAGUCCAAAAAAUCCGAGCUUCAAUUCUGGGCAAUUAUCCUCAUCUGCAUUUUCACCCUGCUUGGCUUUGUUCUUCUUCUCUUGUUAUGCUUCCUGAUUGUCUCUUGUCUAAGAAGAAAGUCACAGCUAUACCAGGUUCAACAGGGCAUGUACGGGGGGUUCUUCCCACAUCUGAACACAAGAAAAGUUCAUUGACAGAACAAAUGAAGUCUGUCUUGACAGACCUGCUCAUCCCUCGACAAAGGAAAAAAUGUUUAU